Messenger RNA from Penicillium angulare, 1368 nucleotides. Its product is annotated as stearoyl-CoA 9-desaturase sdeA. Gene Ontology annotation, molecular function: heme binding; iron ion binding; stearoyl-CoA 9-desaturase activity. Gene Ontology annotation, biological process: unsaturated fatty acid biosynthetic process. Lineage: Eukaryota; Fungi; Ascomycota; Eurotiomycetes; Eurotiales; Aspergillaceae. The coding region runs from base 1 to 1368 and encodes 455 amino acids. The record is from RefSeq and is a predicted model, not a curated record. Gene Ontology annotation, cellular component: endoplasmic reticulum membrane. The transcript is spliced from 2 exons.
AUGUCGACCAAGGCAGAGGCUGCCCGUCCUCGGCCAGCGGACACCAAGAAGGUGCACAUCGCCGAUACUCAAAUGACCCGUGCAAACUGGUAUAAGCAUGUCAACUGGCUCAAUGUUUUCUUCAUUCUCGGUAUCCCCGCCUACGGAUGUGUUCAGUCCGCAUGGGUGCCACUGCAGCUGAAGACUGCCAUCUGGGCCGUCGUCUACUACUUCUUCACUGGUCUUGGUAUCACUGCAGGAUACCAUCGUCUCUGGGCUCACUGCUCUUACUCCGCUACUCUGCCCCUUCGUAUCUGGUUCGCCCUGGUUGGCGGUGGUGCUGUUGAGGGCUCCAUCCGCUGGUGGGCUCGUGGCCACCGUGCUCACCACCGUUACACUGAUACCGACAAGGACCCUUACUCCGUUCGCAAGGGUUUCUGGUACUCUCACCUCGGCUGGAUGGUCAUGAAGCAGAACCCCAAGCGUAUUGGCCGUACCGACAUCUCUGAUCUCAAUGAGGACCCCGUCGUCAUCUGGCAACACCGUCACUACCUAAAGGUCGUCUUGGGAAUGGGUCUCAUUUUCCCUAUGCUGGUGGCUGGCCUUGGCUGGGGUGACUGGUUCGGCGGUUUCGUCUACGCCGGUAUCCUGCGUAUCUUCUUCGUUCAGCAGGCUACUUUCUGUGUCAACUCUCUGGCUCACUGGCUCGGUGACCAGCCCUUCGAUGACCGCAACUCUCCUCGUGAUCACGUUAUCACCGCUUUGGUUACCCUGGGUGAGGGUUACCACAACUUCCACCACGAGUUCCCCUCCGACUACCGCAAUGCUAUCGAGUGGCACCAGUACGACCCUACCAAGUGGACCAUCUGGACCAUGAAGCAGCUCGGUCUCGCCUACGACUUGAAGCAGUUCCGUGCAAACGAGAUCGAGAAGGGUCGCGUUCAGCAACUGCAGAAGAAGAUUGACCAGAAGCGCUCCAAGCUGGACUGGGGUAUUCCUCUGGAGCAAUUGCCUGUCCUGGAGUGGGAUGACUACGUCGAGCAGGCCAAGAGCGGCCGUGGUCUCGUUGCUAUCGCUGGUGUUGUCCACGACGUCACCGACUUCAUCAAGGACCACCCCGGUGGUAAGGCUAUGAUCAGCUCUGGUAUCGGCAAGGAUGCCACUGCCAUGUUCAACGGUGGUAUCUACUACCACUCUAAUGCUGCCCACAACCUUCUUUCCACCAUGCGUGUUGGUGUUAUUCGUGGAGGCUGUGAGGUUGAGAUCUGGAAGCGCUCCCACAAGGAGAACUCCGAGUAUGUUCGUGAUGAAUCUGGCCAACGCGUCAUUCGCGCCGGUAUGCAGGUGACUAAGAUCCCUGAGCCGGUUCCUACUGCUGAUGCGGCUUAA